AUGCCUGUAAGUGUAAAUCCAGACCAAGUGGACUACGGAAACUUUGAUACACAUUUUUUCAGUGGUCAAGACGAAGUUAGCAGUGAUGGAGUCUUGCGAAUUAGUCCUAAGUACAGAUUGAAGUCGAACUAUGCCGCGUUCCUUCCAGCUUGGGAUCCUAAACAGAAGUUUGACCCGCUAACCUUCCACGAGUACCAUGAUCCAGCUUUAAGAGCUGAUCCACGGUUUACAAAUCUCCUCGGCAAGAGUAAGAACGAAGUAGUCAGGAAAAUCACCCCCAAAUUUGGUACUGAGAUUGAUGGUAUCCAACUAACAAGCUUGGAUAAUGCUGGAAAAGAUGAACUUGCUCUAUUGGUAGCCCAGAGGGGUGUCGUGAUUUUCAGAAAUCAGGAUUUCGCCAAAAAAGGACCUCAAUAUGCUGUGGAAUAUGGUAAGCAUUUUGGCCAACUACAUGUACACCAAACCUCUGGUGCUCCAGAGGGUUAUCCAGAGUUGCACAUUACAUUUCGCAGACCUGAUCAUACUGAAUUUGAAAGAGUUUUUCAAGAUAGCCUCACAUCCUUACGCUUUCAUACCGAUGUUUCCUACGAACUGCAGCCUCCAUCAUACACGUUUUUUAGCGUGUUAGAGGGUCCUGAUGGAGGCGGGGAUACUUUAUUCAGUGAUUCGGUAACUGCUUAUGAAAGGCUUUCGCCUGUAUUUCAAGAGUUUCUUGGAAAACUGCAUGUGAUUCAUAGCUCUAAAGAACAGGCUGAUAACUCAAAACUUCAUGGUGGAAUUCAGAGAAGGAAGCCGGUUACCCAUAUACAUCCGUUGAUAAGGGUUCAUCCGGUGCUAAAGAAAAAAAGCAUAUUCGUGAAUAGCACAUUCUCUAGAAGAAUAGUGGAGUUGAAAAAGGCUGAGUCUGACUUGUUGUUAAACUUUCUUUAUGAGUUGGUUAAUACGUCGCUAGACUUGCAACUUCGGGCAAAGUGGGAGCCAGGCACCGUAACAAUUUGGGAUAAUCGCAGAACUCAUCAUUCGGCAACGAUCGAUUGGGAAGAGCCAAUUUCUCGGCAUGCUUUUAGAAUAACACCACAAGGUGAAAGACCGAUUGAAGAUUUAAAAUACCUUAACGAUAGAAGGUAUUUUCCCUCUGAGGCGACAAAGAAUAUUUGA
Molecule: messenger RNA, 1158 nt
Organism: Lachancea fermentati
Lineage: Eukaryota; Fungi; Ascomycota; Saccharomycetes; Saccharomycetales; Saccharomycetaceae
Source: the annotation of a GenBank genome assembly